Molecule: messenger RNA, 2955 nt
Organism: Pristis pectinata (smalltooth sawfish)
Lineage: Eukaryota; Metazoa; Chordata; Chondrichthyes; Rhinopristiformes; Pristidae
Gene: hook1
Product: hook microtubule-tethering protein 1
Exons: 22
Coding region: 93-2219 (708 amino acids)
Biological process (GO): cytoplasmic microtubule organization; cytoskeleton-dependent intracellular transport
Cellular component (GO): centrosome; cytoplasm
Molecular function (GO): dynein light intermediate chain binding; microtubule binding
Source: RefSeq, a predicted model, not a curated record
CUCAGGUGCACUUAGACGGAAGAGUGCAGGGGAAAGUUAAAAUAAGUUGUCGCCUUUAUUGAUCUGUAUCUGUGUUCAAGUGGCUUAAACCAAUGGAAGUAAAUAAAUCCGACCUGUGCGAUAGUUUGAUAAUUUGGCUACAGACGUUUAAUGUUUCCUCAGCAUGUGACAGUGUUCAGGAUUUAACCAGUGGAACUACAAUGGCACAGGUUCUUAACAAAAUUGACCCAUCUUGGUUCAAUGAAUCAUGGUUGAAUCGCAUUAAAAGUGAUGUGGAUGAGAAUUCUAGAUUGAAGCUGAAUAACCUAAAGAAGGUUCUCCAGAUGGUUCUCAGUUAUUAUCAUGAGGUACUCGGCCAACUAAUCGCAGAAUCUCUGCACCCAGAUUUGAGUCUGAUUGUAGAGCGUAUGGAUGUAGUGGAACUAGGCAGAUUGCUCCAACUGAUUUUGGGGUGUGCAGUAAACUGUGAGAGGAAGGAGGAGCACAUCCAGAACAUCAUGACGCUGGAAGAGUCUGUGCAGCAUAAUGUAAUGACCGCCAUUCAAGAACUCAUGAGUAAAGAACUGGCAGGAACAUAUGGUGAAGCAUCUGGAGAUUUGGAACAACAGUUGCAAAAAGCCAUGGAAGACCUCGAUGAGGCUUGGGUAGAGAAGGAGGAAUUGACACAGCGGUGCCAGGAAUUGGAUACUCAGGUUUCUGCUCUACAAGAAGAAAGGAACAGUUUGUUGGCUGAGAAUGAUCUUCUAUCAGAGAGAAUACACCAAAUGGAUACAGUUGAUGAUCCACAGCUUGCAAACAAGAAGUACUUUAAUGUCCAGCUUCAGUUGGAGCAAAUACAAGAAGAGAACUAUAGGCUUGAAGCAGCAAAGGAUGACUAUCGUAUUCAUUGUGAGGAGCUGGAGCAACAACUGAUUGAAGUACAGCAUAGGAAUGAUGAAUUAAACAGUUUGGCAGAAGAAAAUCUCGCUCUUAAAGAUGAAAUUGAUGUUCUGAGGAAUUAUUCAGAUAAGGUAAUCAAAUUAGAGGCCUCAGUGGAGUCAUACAAAAAAAAGCUAGAUGAUCUGAAUGACUUGAAGCGACAGAUGAAAUUAUUGGAGGACAAAAACAUGAUGUACAUGCAGAAUGUAGUCAGCCUGGAGGAGGAACUGCGUAAAGCUAAUGCAGCCCGUGCUCAGCUAGAGACGUACAAGAGACAAGUUCAGGAGCUCCACAAUUCAUUGUCUGGGGAAAUGAGAAGAGCAGACAAAUUGGCUUUUGAGCUGAAACAGAUUGAGGAAAAGCAUGAAACAUUACUGAAGGAAAAAGAGCGAUUGAUUAUAGAACGUGAUACUCUUAGAGAAACCAAUGAGGAGCUUAAAUGCACACAACUACAGCAAGACCACUUGUUGCAAUCAGGUAAAUUCUCCCUGGCUUCGCACGAUCAUCUUGCAGCUGAAAUUCUUCCUGUGGAAUAUAGGGAGAAGUUCAUUCGACUGCAGCAUGAGAACAAGAUGUUACAACUGCAACAGGAGGGAUCAGAGAAUGAGCGGAUUUCAAUACUGCAGAAGUUGUUGGAUGAAGCAAAUCGGACCAAGAAUGAACUGGAGACAGAAAAUAGACUUGAAAAACAGCGUGUCCAAGAACUGCAACAUCAAGUAGAAGAUCUCCAGAGAUUCUUGCAGGAGCAAGGCACUAAGGCGGAAGAAUCUAAUGAACUAAAGAAAUUGGAUGCACAUCUAGAGAAACUUCAUGAAGCUCAAGAUGAGCUGCAGAAAAAGAAUGAGCUUAUUGAAGACCUACAGCAUGAAAUACAGCAGAGUUCUCAAAAUAUUGAGGAGUUGCAACGUGGCCUAACUAAAAAAGAUGAAGAUAUGCGGGCAAUGGAGGAAAGGUACAAAACGUACCUCGAGAAAGCUCGUAAUGUGAUUAAAGCUCUAGACCCAAAACAGAACCCAGCCUCUGCAGAAAUCCAGGCACUCAAAAUCCAAAUCAUUGAGAGAGACAAAAAAAUACAAAUGCUGCAGCGUGAUUGCGAGCAAGCAAAGCUUCGUGAGUAUGAAGAGAAACUGUUAGUAACAGCAUGGUACAAUAAGAGUUUGGCUUUUCAGAAGAUGGCUAUUGAAGCUCGACUUGAAGGCCUUGGUUCAAAUACAAAUCGUUCCUUCCUAGCACAGCAACGGCAGGUCACCAGUUCACAGAAAACACUCACGGUUGCCGUGCCUGCAGCACCUCCCAAAUAGAGCAACUUGGAAUCCGUAUGUGCAGAAUGUGUACUGUACGUUAAAAUACCUUAAAAAUAAAAGGCAAAAUUAUGAUUUAGAUCAGUGUUUUAUAAUUCUCCUCCUUCCAAGAAUAGGUUUCCUUUCUAAUGGAAUGUUUACCUUGAACUUGUAAAGAGUUGCUUUUUAUCACAUCUGAUAUAUUUUGUAUAUAGUAGCACAGAAUGGUAUGGGCAAAAGAUGGAAAAGGUUAGGAAUUCCUUGCAUUAAGAUUUAAAUUUGUAUAUAAAAUUGGUGUACAUCACAUUUUAAAAUACAAAGGUAGGUGUGAAUGUAAUCAUGUUCAAAAUACAUCUGUUCUUUAUAACAAAUCUUUACAUGUAAAUAAAAGAUUUGAUUUUUUUAAUUUAUUAAGAGAGAAUUGCACUUAAUGAGAUUACCUGAAUGAUGCUUAAUUAUAAAUUCUAAACUAAAUUUUGUUUCUACAGUAAAACAUUUAAAAUGCCUGAUGAGGUUUUAUUAUUUCAUUUCAUAUUUCCGUGCUUAAUUCAGAAAAUUGUAAUUUUAAGUUGGCUGAUUAUUAAUUUAUAUGUUGUCUUUAUUGAAGUUGAUUAUUGUUAUUCCAUUAAUUUGAGUACAUUGCAAUUAAAAUAUUCCUCAAUAUUUGGGUUUAUGCUUUUAUCAAUAUAACUGGAAUAGUUUUUGUAAUUUUGUUUGAUGUGCUUGUGGUGUUAAAUGAUGACUGGAUUACAUAGCU